Molecule: messenger RNA, 2940 nt
Organism: Eremomyces bilateralis CBS 781.70
Lineage: Eukaryota; Fungi; Ascomycota; Dothideomycetes; Eremomycetales; Eremomycetaceae
Exons: 1
Coding region: 193-2781 (862 amino acids)
Biological process (GO): nuclear polyadenylation-dependent rRNA catabolic process; nuclear polyadenylation-dependent snRNA catabolic process; nuclear polyadenylation-dependent CUT catabolic process
Cellular component (GO): nucleolus; nuclear exosome (RNase complex)
Molecular function (GO): 3'-5'-RNA exonuclease activity; nucleic acid binding; nucleotide binding
Source: RefSeq, a predicted model, not a curated record
CAGAUUUCCUCCCUUACCCGCUGAUCUUAUAACCCCAACCAGCUUUACUCGCGUCUAUCACUACAGUAAUAACUACAGCGACGAGAAAACUCUCGAUAUCCAAGUAUUCCGUUACAUACGACUGCAUAUCGGCGUCACAUUUCCUCUUGCCCACGAAAUGACCCGAAAUCCCAUCACGCAAUAACCAACGCCAUGUCCGAUAUCCCGCCCGACUUUGCGACUCUCCAGCCCUCCAUUCAAUCCGCUCUUCUCUCCGUCACACGCACCAGCGGCACCCUUGCUGCCACCGAUAUCCCCUUUCAGCGAAGUCUCGAUCCCUCUUUCGGGCGCGCGCUCACCUCGCAAAAUGCGCGGUUGCGAUCGCUCGGCGAACGCCUCAUCCGGGUUGCUCAAGGCGAUGCAGCACCAGCUGAGCCGUCUGGGCAAGGGUCAGGGAAAAAAGGCGCGGGAAUACUAGGGAGCGGUGAGGAGGAGGAUGCCGAAGCUGUGGACGUGAUCGACCGGAACUGGAGAGGGGUGGUGGACGUGCUCGAUGGCCUGCUCGAGAAGGCGGACUCCACGCUGGAUGAAUUUUCCGGCGUCGUCAAGAGGAUGGAUCCGGAAUCUCAGUCGCCGGCACCGCCCAAGGGCAAAACUCAGACACGCAACACCUACCGCUUGCAGGAUAUCACGAAGCCACAGGAGCUCUUCGAGGCCGCACCAACCAACGACGAGACUGCCCCGUGGAAGCCAUUGCUGCACACCAAGCCACACGCGGUUGUGCCGCUUGACCAAAGUCUCGUCACUGUCGCCAACGAUGACGGCCUGGAGCAGUACCAGCAUCCCUACCAAACGGAGAUCGAGCAAUACGACUACCCGGAAUGGGUUUACCAAAACACCGACCCGCAACCGUACCAUCCGUUCGAAAGCACCACGGCGACGUUUGUGGAUACUCCGGAAGCAGUAGAUGAGAUGCUCCAAGAACUGAAGCAGGCAAAGGAGAUUGCCAUUGACUUGGAGCAUCACGAUGCCAGGACGUACAUCGGAUUGGUAUCGCUGAUGCAAAUCAGCACGAGGGACAAGGACUGGGUUGUGGAUACGCUGAAACCAUGGAGAAGGAAGCUACAAGUGCUGAACGAGGUGUUUACGGACCCCAAGAUCUUGAAGGUCCUGCACGGUGCCUACAUGGACGUGGUGUGGCUGCAGAGGGAUUUAGGACUCUAUCUUGUAGGGCUCUUCGACACCCACCACGCAAGCCGGGUCCUUGGAUACGCAGGAGGCAGUCUGGCCUUCCUGCUGCAAAAGUUCGUCAACUUUAACGCACAGAAACAAUAUCAGAUGGCCGACUGGCGAAUCCGGCCGCUGCCCACCGAAAUGUUCGACUACGCCCGCUCCGACACGCAUUUCCUUCUCUACAUCUUCGACCACAUCCGUAAUGAGCUCGUCGCGCGCGACAGCGACCCCCCGUUCGCGUCAGAGCACAUGCACGGGGUCCUGGAGAAAUCCAAGGCCACCGCCCUCAACCGGUACGAAUAUCCGUCCGCCGACCCGGCCACCGGCCUCGGCACCGUGGGGUGGUUCAAGCUCAUCGCGCGCACGCCUGCGCUCCUCGACCGGCAGCAGUUCAGCGUGUUCCGCCGCGUGCACGCAUGGCGCGACCGCGUGGCGCGCGAGGAGGACGAGAGCACGAAUUGGGUGCUGGCGAAUCAUGGGUUGUUCAGCAUUGCGCGGGCGAUGCCAACGACGAAGCAGCAGCUGUGGAAGAUGAUCGGGACGGUUAGCCCCGUGAUGAGACAGAGGGGGGAUGAGCUCGUGGAGGUGGUGCGGGUGGCGAAGGAGCAGGGCAAGAAUGGGCCGGAGAUGGUGGAGGUGUUGAAGAAGAUGGAGGGACUGCUACCUAAGAAAUUCGAGAGGGACAUGGCGUCGAAAUUCGCUAGAGGCCCGUCGACGGCGGAGACGCUUCGAGAGAUUCGGAAUGGAGUGGCGAACGGAACGACCCCUUCGGACGCGACGACUACAGCGACGACGGUUCCCGAUCCAGCACUACAAAAGUUCAAUCCUGCUACAUGGGCCGCCGACUCGUUACGCGGGUUGAUGUCACGAUUUUGGGGCGGGUCUUUGGGCCAGAUACCAACUCCAAUGGGCGUCAAAGGCCACCAGAAACGCGACCAGUUAUCUCACAACGUGUCCUUGUCCCUACCGCUUCCACCUCUCACUGCGGAAGUGUUCUCAGACUUCGAUCAGCUCGAAGGACCCUCCCAGCCAGCCGAACCUCCCGCGCAUUCGUUCGUUCCCGCCUCUUCCCGCCCUGAAGCCAAGGCCGACGACAUCUUCGUCAUCAAGCAACUGGGCAUGCACAAAGCCGGCAAGAAGCGCAAGAGCGAGGCGAUCUCCUCCGAUCCCGCGCUCCCCGAAUCCGGCGGCCCUGCGCCCGCCCCGGACGCCUUCGUCGACGGGAUCGAGGAGGUGCAUGUCACCGACACGGACGACAGCGAUGCGGGGCGACGGUUCCGCGGCGAGAUGCGGGCGGCGGAGAAGGGGCGGAAGCGCGAGCGGAAGAGGCAGAAGAAGGCGGAGAAGCAACGCAGGAGUGACGUCGAGCCGGCGGGGGAUGGGGAGGCGGUGGAGACGGCUCCCGAGCCGUUUGACUAUGCAAGUGCGCCGAGCGUGCUGCAUCCGGCAGGGCAGCCGGAACAGAGUGGGAAGAAGGCGAUGAAUCCAUUCAGGAAGGGAUUGGAUGCCCCAAGGGGGAAGGGGAGGAGAAUGAACCCAGAUGGUAUCAGUGGGACAUGGAAAGGGUGAAAAUAAGGUGGUCUCGAGACUCGAGAAUGCCCUACCGAUUCAUCCUCGCCAUGGUCGAGUUUCUGUAGUACCGCGCAAAUGGCUCUGCCAUCCAACAUGAGGAACACAAUGUAAAAACAUCAGAUGCCUUCAAAACCUCAUUGACAAACGUAUCAAUCC